AUGCUGGCAGCCUUGAAUGUGAACUUUGACCGCCCCGAGAGUACCCUUCAGCACCGUUGUUUGUUCCCUGGGUCGGUUCAACCCGAUGCCGCCACUAAAUCAAUGCCACCGGCAGUCCGACACCGUAGAGGAUUGAGCCUCGAUCAGGGACUAGCGAGGAGUCGACAAAAGGUUCUCAGUCCCAGAUAUGAUCGUUUUGAGCCACUCCAAUGGCAGGACUUUACCGUGGAGCUCGCUGGGGGAGCAACACAUCGUCCCAACACCCCAAGCCAACAAACCGGCUCAGACUCGCCUCCUUUGACACCGUCAUCGUCUCCAUACUGGAAGCCGGCACGUGUUCCACGCGCAUGCAAGACUGCCCAGUCCUCGCCGGUAAAACAACAUGCAGUCGCGCCUCGUAAUUUGGUCGCGAUGGAACGAGUAAAAUCUCUAUCUCUACAGGGGAUAUCGAGUAGCUUCUUAUCGCGGGAAACCCUUGCACCGCUUUCCAACACGAAUUCCCUUCAGCCACCAGAUACUUUCGAUCUGCAAAGCCCAAAGUUAAGCGACGAUGUUUUCUCAGAGUUUACCUUUAAUUCGCCGGAUAAUUUUGAAACUGCAUCGGUAUCUUCUCCCAUUUCACCCAGUAUGCCGUCAUUCUUGUCAUUAUCCAGCAUAAUCGGUGAUAGAAGCAACCCCGCUACGGCCAAUAAGGCAGCUAAAGUUCCGAUAGCGCCUGCAGCUCCACUAAAUUCUGCUUCACAACGGACAACAAGUCGCUCUUCCUCGCCCGCAAAGGCACUGUUAUCGCCUCGUGCUCUGUCUAUUGCGGAUCUCAACCUUGAUGCCAGUAUAGAUGCCUCGAUUGAAGAAACCGGCAUCACUCUAGAAGAUAUCGCGGCACAUAUCGAAGGACCCGAUCCGAUCGACAACAAGUGGAUAUGCACGUACGAAGGCUGCAACAAGCGCUUUGGGAGAAAAGAAAACAUCAAAUCCCACGUCCAAACUCAUCUUGGAGAUCGCCAAUUCAAAUGCAAUCAUUGCAAUAAAUGCUUUGUUCGUGGUCAUGAUCUCAAGCGCCAUUCCAAAAUUCACACCGGGGUCAAACCCUAUCCUUGUGAGUGUGGCAAUAGCUUUGCGCGACACGACGCUUUGACCCGGCAUAAACAGCGGGGAAUGUGCAGCGGCGCAUUCGCAGGUGCGGUUCGCAAGCCUUUGAGGCGAGGAAGGCCGAAAAAGAGGCCAGAUGCCGACGAGAGACGGGAAAAGGCCACAAAGACCCGCGAGUGGGCGAAGAGGGGCCACACACGCACGCUAUCCGAAUCUUCCUGUGCUUCUUUUAUCUCUUCUGCAAGCGAAUGCGCCGACUCUGCGAGUGUUCGGGAAGGAAGUCCAUCAAAGGACUUACCGUUCAUGCCAAACAAUACGUUCGGUCUACACCCAGAUACGUUUUCAUUUACUCCACCCGCGUCGCCUAGCCAUAGCACCGGGAAUAUGCCAUCACCUGCUCGAAGUUAUCACUCCCUAGCUUUGGAUCCGGAACUCAACCCAUUGUACCUCUCACCAAGCAAAAGGCCUUUGGACGAUAUCCCUGAAGAGAUUCCCGAUAUCCCAUUGCUCGCUCUUGACUCACCGCUGCCAGUCAAAACUGAAGUAGGCACCGAAUCCCCGGCUAGGAUUCUUUGGCCAACAACGAUAGGGUCGGAUGGUAUAAACAAGACGGAUAAUCCAAAUUUGGACGAUGUGUUUAUUAGCCAUGCAAGUGAAGCCACGAUGCGCCAUGACCAACUUCCCGCUCUUGACCCAUCAACAACCGAUAUUUCGGAGCCAAACUCGUCUCAGUACGACGAUGAAUAUUUCCUAAGCCAUGGAGACGCGGAUGGAUCCGAUUUACUUAACACUCAUUUGUUUCCGGUAUCUUUUUCUCCCGAAACCGAAGCCUUUUUUGACCGGUUCACCAUCAAAAACGGAGCUUAG
Molecule: messenger RNA, 1956 nt
Organism: Coccidioides immitis RS
Lineage: Eukaryota; Fungi; Ascomycota; Eurotiomycetes; Onygenales; Onygenaceae
Product: regulatory protein SWI5
Exons: 2
Coding region: 1-1956 (651 amino acids)
Biological process (GO): regulation of transcription by RNA polymerase II
Cellular component (GO): nucleus
Molecular function (GO): DNA-binding transcription factor activity, RNA polymerase II-specific; RNA polymerase II cis-regulatory region sequence-specific DNA binding
Source: RefSeq, a predicted model, not a curated record